UCAUUAAAGAAUUUGAAGUCAUUGAUGUUUUUUGUGGAAAUAAUGAAAAAUCAGGUAUUAAUAUAAUAACAGGCAACACUGCAUUUAAUUUUUGGGUCUUUCUAAAUGACCGACACUACACAGGGCGCCCUCUGGGUAUAGACUUGGAAACAACUGAUUCGUAUAUGCUUCUCUUUCGCACUCGUGCGCUCUUGCCAGCCGAACGGUUCAAUGACUUUGGCGACCAGUUUCUAUUUUCUCUUUGGUUCUGUCGUCGGGUCGACCCGCAAGGAAGGGGUCUUUGUUUGCGUUUCACGUUCGCGUCGCACGGUAUCAUCUGUGACGGUUCCCAUCGUAUCGUGUCCGAGACGGAAUGUGUCCGCAUAAGUGGAAGCGUGGUCGUAGUUCGUGUUGGUCCACGUGAGAUGCGGUGCAGCGCCCCGCGGUGUGUGCCAGCGCCGGUGUGUGUGCAGUGAGGUGUCAGGUGAGGGUGAAGUGCAGUGCAGGGUGUAACGGAGCGUGGGUCGGCCCGGCCACGGCGAGCGACGCGCGCGGCGCCGGCCGCCCGGCCAUGACCGGCGACAUGCCCCUGGGGAGCGCGCACGCGUUCGGGCGCGCGCUGCUGCGGGACGGCGCGCUGCCGCCGCUGGAGCCCGGCGCGCCCGCGCCGCCCGCGUCCACCGCGCCCGACAAGCGCCCGCCCGCCGCCGCCGCCAGCCCCGAGCAGGUCAUGAAGCUGUACAUGAACAAGCUCACGCCGUACGAGCACCGCGAGAUAUUCGACUACCCGCAGGUGUACUUCAUCGGCGCGAACGCGAAGAAGCGGCCGGGGCUGGUGGGCUUCCCCAACAACUGCGAGUACGACAACGAACAGGGCUCGUACAUCCACAUCCCGCACGACCACAUCGCGUACCGGUACGAGGUGCUCAAGGUGAUCGGCAAAGGCAGCUUCGGGCAGGUGGUGAAGGCGUACGACCACAAGAAGCGCGAGAACGUGGCUCUGAAAAUGGUGCGCAACGAGAAACGCUUCCAUAGACAAGCGCAAGAGGAGAUCCGCAUCCUGGAGCACCUGCGCGAGCAAGACAAGGACAACACGAUGAACGUCAUCCACAUGUUCGACUCGUUCACGUUUCGCAGCCACACGUGCAUUACGUUCGAACUGCUGUCGAUCAACCUGUACGAGCUGAUAAAGAAGAACAAGUUCCAGGGCUUCUCCCUGCAGCUGGUGCGGAAGUUCUCGCACAGCCUGCUGCAGUGUCUGCACGCGCUCAGCAAGAGCCGCAUCAUCCACUGCGACAUGAAGCCGGAGAACGUGUUGUUGAAGCAGCAAGGACGCUCCGGUAUCAAGGUAAUUUAAUCUAAAUGUCUGUAAAAGUGAAGCCUUCGUGGAAAUUGAACCGAAACGAAAAACAAGGUACAAAAAAUAUAAUUAUAUACGUACCGUAGAAAGUUUAGCGAAUUUUAUGGUGUAAUAUAUUGCUGUUUAGAUAAAUUUAUUUUAAGAAAUUUACUUGAGAAAUUAUUAAGAAUGACUUUGGACUGUAAUUUGACGAGUUUUUCUUUAUGUUGAUGUAAUAUUAUCAACUGUUCAGAUAUUUUUUUAUUCUUGUAAUUUACUCGCCAAAUGGCAGAAUAGGUAGGUACGUCGGGACUCGGGACUAAAAUAUAGUCUGUUUUAUGUUAUGUGGUCUAGACUUACUCAUAAGAUAAAAUAGGAUAGUUGACUCAUAUCAAAUUUAAAAUAAACAAUUUUAAUUUCGUGUACAUGGAUGGAUGGAUUAAGGGUCCCAAAUAUGUAUAUCAAUAUUAAAACUAGGGAUUUCUUAUAAAACUUAUUUUAAAUUUUCCAAACGUCAAAAACGCUGUCGUGCAUUUUGUGACGUCACAAUGUUACUUGAUGUACUAAACGUCAAACUAAUUGUUAGUUAUUAAGGAAUACGGUGAUAAAAUAUAGCCUAUAGCACCCGGGCAUUGUAACUUCCCAAGUUCCCAUAAAAUAAUUUUCAAAUCGGUGUAGUUUCGGAGCCUAUUCAAUGCAAACAAAAAUAAUGCAAUCUUUCCUCUUUAUAAUUAUACUAGCGGACCCGCUCAAUCUUCGCUUUGUCUUAUUAAUUUAUUUAUUUAUUUGCACUUCUUCCGUAUCCCUACCUUACACUACUCUACUCCUACGCCUACCCCUACCCUACCUCUACUCUACCUCUACCCUACCCUACCCAACAACUACCCUACCCCUACCCUUUCCCUAUACCAUAAACCUACCCUACCACUACCCAACCCUACCCCUACCCUACCCUACCACUACCCUACCCUAGGAUUUAGGGGUUGGAAAAAUAGAUGGUGGCUGAUUCUCAGACCUACUGAAUAUGCACAAAAUUUUUUAUCAAAAUCGGUCAAGCCGUUUCGGAGGAGUAUGGCAAUGAAAAAUGUGACACGAGAAUUUUAUAUGUAUAUUAGAUUAAGAGAUAGAGAAUAUAUUAGUAUAGAUUAAUACAAAUUCUUCAAAAAAUCAUGACGAUUCAAAAUUAACAAAGUUCUCACUGAAUAAGGGACUUUUGACUUUGCGUUUUGCUUUGUCUUAUAUAGCCGUAGUACAGCUGGUACUAUAUCAUUAUGACCGGCGCACUCUUCAAACACAAGAUCAAGGCCGUAGGUACUCGUAUCUCUGCAGUGCACUUUAGCCCGUCGAGGGCAUAAUCAUCUAGGUCUCAUCUCGCCACCACUUGUGCGUCUAAAGUCUAGACUGACGCGUCUACGUUCUUCACUUCACACUAAGUGUCGCCGAUUUUAUCUCUUAUCCUUGGCGCCUAGUGUGUGAGAGAUACCUGCAUUUGUUACAUCGAUUUGUGGAUAUAUAUUACUAGCGCCCGCGACUUCGUCCGCGUUGAAUUCAAUUUCUUGAAUCACAUUAUAUUUUGUAUAUUUUUUUUCUAUUUAUGAACAAAUUUUUGAAACUGUAACUUUAUAAAAGAAGCAUUUUCCAUACAAACUUUCACCCCCUUCUAUUUUUAUUUUAGGAUCAAAAAGUACCCUAUGUUUUGCUCUAUACCAAAAUUCAUCUUGAUCGGUUCAGCCGUUUAGACGUGAAAAGGUAACAGACAGACAGACUUACUUUCGCAUUGGUAUAGAUAUAGUUUUUUUCAAUAGUAAAUUAGCUCUUGAUAGCGAUCACACUUAUGUUAAGUGAUGAUGCAGUCUGAGAUGGAAGCGAGCUAACUUGUUAGGACUUAGGAGUAGGAUGAUAAGCCACACUCCUUAUGGUUUCUACAGGACAUCGUAAUCGCUUGCCGGUACGUCUUUUCCGGUAGGGUGGUAACUAGCCACGGCCGAAGCCUACCAGCCAAAACUAAGCUCUUAAUCCCCUUUCUAUGGUACUGUCAAUAAAAUAGGUUGAUAAUGUUCUUAUUAUCACGCCUUACAACGAAGCAUGUAACGUGACCUCCAUCUUUGCGCUAUCAAAAUAAUUUGCUGGAAUACCCUCGUAGCAACAGUUUUAGGGUUCCGCAAUGAAAGAAUAAAACGGGACUCUAUUACCUACUUAGACUCUGCCGUACGUCCGUCUGUCACCAUAGGUACUGUAUAUCAUGAACCAUGAUAGAUAGACAGUUGAAAAUAUCACAGAUGAUGUAUUUCUGUUGCCGCUAAUAUUACAAUAAAUACUAGCAGAAUAAUAUAAUUAUUUUAGGGGGCUCCCAUACAACAAACACGAUUUUAUGCCGUUUUUAUAGACUUGAUCCGCCCUUAGACCUGCUUAAUAUGGCCCUUCUUGACGAACUUCUAAUAAAUACUAUAAACUAUACUAGAGCCCUACUCUAAGGGUAACUGUUUACCAAUAGACAAAUUAGAUAUGAAGGUAGAAAAUGCAUGUCAUUUAUUUAAAAUUAUGUAUUUUUUGUUUAUAAAAUGUUAUUCAAAAUAUAUUGACUAUUUCUAACAGUUCUAAGCUUAUUAAUCAAAAUUUACAUUAAUUCACGAAAAAAAUAAUUAUAAUUAUUACUACCCUCAUUUUUAAUUAGUUUGUCGACUAGGGUUGUAGUAUAGGUUGGUCCUUACAUCCUUGCCAAAUUGCAACUUUAUACGUCAAUCUGUUUUCGAUAUUUCGUGAUGACCUUUUGUAUUUAGAUGGUACGGAACCCUCGCACGUGCGCGACUCCGACUCGCACUUGGCCGGUUUUUUAGCACACUUGCCGUGUCGCAACCGCCGCCCGGUGCGUUUGCGCAACCGUGGCCUGACAUUUUGACGGACAGAAAUAGUAGAACGGCCUAUUUCUACGCCCCCUGUAUACGCCGUGUACUGUGAUUUACUGUUAUAUUAGAUUGCGUAGAGUGUUUAUGUUGCCCUGUAAUCUAUUGAAUACGUAAAGUUGGUGAUUGAAUGACCAAUAGCCGCGCAUUGGCAUUUAGUGCUGUGUAUUAAUUUAAACAGAUCACUGUAAAUUGCUUUGAAGAUAGAAUAACCGUAAAAUUCAAGUUCGCUUAUUCAAUCAGUAGUCAUUGGAUUAUAUGCACUAUCAAAAUGCCAAAUAUGCACCAAAAAAGUGCGAAAUAUGCACAAUGAAAAACCAUUUUUAAUAGAAUUUACGUUUAUGACACGCUAAAAAUUAGCUUCACUUGUUACUAUGUAUGUAAGAAAAUCUUGGUAUCUUAAUUUGACCCACUUCCCGGUCUUCGAUUAGGAUGAAAUUUUGCACACGCUCUGAGUUCUGAUGAAAUGUCAUUACAAAUCCAAUAUGGCGGCCUCCGCAUGAUGGCGGAUUGUCUGUUUGAAAUCCACCUCCAUGAUAUGGAUAUCAAAUAAAAGGGUUUGCUGCCAGAAAUACGAAAUAAUCACGUGACUUACACAUUAUCUUUAAUUUAAGAACAAGUUAAUUAUAAUUAUUAUUAGGCGUAAAUUGACUAGUGAUUUAUACCCUCAUUUUUAGUUUGUUUGUUGGUAAACAGUACUUAUCAAGAAAGGCUGUAGUAGAUAUAGACAUUUUGUCUAGGUAUAGUUAUAUUUCAUGUCAAUACUGUAAUACCAUGAUUUUAGGCAAGGAUAUUAAUGAUUUGUUUCAAUAAUGCAUGGCUAUUGUUCAUAGUAAAAUUUAUAAAUCUAAUUGGAAUUAACAGCAUAAUCUUAUUAUAUUCGGUAUGCCGUCACAGAGUAUAGAGAGUUAUGGUAAGCAUGGAAUAGACAAUAUAAGCGGUUGUUUUUGGACCUGUACACAGUGAUAAGAAAAUUAUCGCUAUUUGUAUAUUACACUCUAACCAUAACUUGCUAGGUAUAUAAUUAAACUUAUAUAUUUAAACAAUACACAUCACUAUCUAGCCCCAAAGUAAGCAUACAGAGUAACUUGUGUUAUGGGUACUAAGAUAUUUGAUAUUAUAAUAUUCAUAUACAUUUAUAUACUACAUAUAAAUACUUAUAUCAUGUAUAAAUACACACAGACACUGGAAAAUACCCAUGCUCAGCACACAAAUAUUUUCCAGAUGUGGGAAUCGAACCCACGGCCGUGGAUGCUGAAAGUAGCGUCACUACCCACUGCGCCACGCGGCCGUAUGCUCUAAGGAUCUGUGGCAUAGAGCAAAGAUAUGGAUCUAUACUAUGGCAUAGUGCUGUUUACUUUAUUUGACUUUAUAGAUUCGUAACUCGUAGUAGUUUUAUAAUCACUAAAAAUUGUCUAUUAUUUUAAAAAGUAAUAACACUUCAUUGCUUCAAAAUAUACCUAGGUCAUAGAAUACAUAAUAUACAAGUACCUAGGUAUACGGCUAAUAUUCUUACAAAGAAACAUCAUUUGCUAAACUGUUUAACUUUCAGCCAUUAUUACAAUAGCACGUUUAAUUCAGUAUUGUAUUUUUUCUCAUUCCAUCUAUUAUUUUUAAAACGCCCUGUUGUUAUGCUUGAAGGUUUUCCUUCAAAAGGACUCUUACGUAUAAAAACCUAGUGCAUAGUCCUGUCUAAAAGACUCGUUCAUUUGUUGAAAAGGCACCCCAUACUCGUUAAAAUAUCAAAAGGGUUUCUCAUUUUAAAUACUUUUAACAAAAAUAAAAUCCGCUUGAAGCUGUGUGAUUUAACGGGCUUCCUUUUGCCAAUUAAAAAUAUAGAAUAACGCAAAUUAUGGAAAGUAACGCUAUAAUUAAAAAAAGUCUCUUAGACCUUUAUCUAGACGUCUUAUAUGAAUCUAUAUAUAUAAAUGAAUCCAUAUAUCUCUUGGUCAUCACGCGUGAACGGCUGGACCGAUUUCACAAUUUUUUUUUCAUGUUUGUGAGGAGAAGUUUCUUAUGACAGAAAAAAAUUAAAAAAAUGCGCGGAAAUUAGAAAAAGGGGUAGGGGUAGUUGAAAGCUUAUAUCGAGUUUCACGCGGACGAAGUCGCGAGCGUCCGCUAGUUAAGUAAUAAUGUGACUUUAUAAUGGUAAAAAAAAAUCGGUUCAGUAGAUCCAGAGAUUACUCUUUCUCUCGACCUCACAAAGUUUACCUCCAUAUAGUUUUACUUAUAGAUUAAGUACCUACCUAUACCUAAUUGUCUGUUCCCCACAGUAACCCCAUACCCAGUGGCGUGCACAGGAAUUUUAACUAGGGUAUGCACUACAUGUACAUAAUGGAAAAUUCCUAUCACUAUACAAGUUCGUAACGAGUUCUCAGGGUAGGCAGGGUAUUUUUGCAGCUAUGGUGUGCACGCCAUACCUGUGAUACAAAAGAUGAGAUCCAAUGUGACCCGUUUUUCACCUCUAAUGAGGCUUUAAUCGGAGCUUAUUUUUACCACAGACCGUGACAUUUUCCACCCGCCCUUAUUUUUGCACUUUUCACAUUGGUUCUCUUUUUCGAGGUUACCUUUAGAGACCUUAAGAAAAAAAGGUCGUUAAACCUUGAGAAUUACUAUUCUCUUUGCAACAAGCGUUAUUGAAAUAUAAUGAAAAAAAUCUUUUGUUAAAUAAGUUUAGCAGCUAUAGAAGCAAGUUUACCAAGACUAUUUAUUAGUAGUAUAAUAUUAGUAGGAUAAAUUAAAUUAUUUAUCCUACUAAUAUUAUAAACGCAAAAGUUUGUAUGGAUGUUUAUUUGGAUGUUUGGAUGUUUGUUACUCUUUAACGCCGCUACUACUGAAGCGUUUUGGCGGAAAUUUGGAAUGUAAAUAAUUUUUACUCUGGAUUAAGGCUACUUUUCAUCCCGGAAAAAUCUAUGGUUCCCGCGGGAUUUGUAAAAAACUGAAUUCCACGCAGACAAUAAGGAGGAAGUACAAGGACACAGAUAUUUACUUAAAAGAAGGUAUAAUGUAAUAUUUAAAACGAAUAAAUUUCAUUUCAAAAAAAUACAUACCUACCUAAUCCUCCUUUUUUUGAAGUCGGUUAAUAACCGAAGAAAGACAAAAGCAUUGAUUUCUAUUCCAUUUAUUCCCUUCAGCGCAACUGAACAUCAUAAUAAUGAAUGCUGCAUUAUUUCCUCAGAUAUAAAGGUUUGGUUUUAUCACCAAUCACUUAUUUGUUAGCCAGUGAACAUUUUACGGCAUAUAGGUAAAAUUCUCCAUUGUGAAGCCGUAUUGUUUUAGAAAUCCCGCCUGCGGUCUAGCGAAAGUAAACUCAUUGUGAAAAUAAAAUCCUUACCGCAAGGUUUCUCAGUGAAAUCGCUUUAUUAUGUUCUAGUAAAUGUCUACUAUAACCCUUAACAAAUGGCUGUGGGCGAAUGCUCUAGUACUCUAAAAAUAAAUGAAUUGAGAAAACCAAAAAUUCUUUAAAUACAGUUUUCAAGAUCUAUACUAAUAUUAUAAAGAGGAAAACUUUGUCUGUAUGUUUGUUUGUUUGAUUGUAAUAAAUAGGCUCAAAAACUACUGGACCGAUUUUAAAAAUUCUUUCACCAUUCGAAAGCUACAUUAUCCACAAGUAACAUAAGCUACAUUUUAUUUUUAAAAAAAAUAGGGUUCCGUAAGAUAUUUGGGUUUUUCGGACGCAAGGUGUAAAAAAUCAACCAGAAAAGUAGGGUAGGGGUAGAUAGGAGUAGGGUAGGGGUAGGGGUAGGAUAGGGGUACUUGACAGCUUACAUCGAGUUUCACGCGGACGAAGUCGCGGGCGUCGGCUAUAACUUUUAAAAAAAUAAUUUUAAAGGUCUAUUUAGUACUGGAGUAGUCCGAACUAGGCCUUAUUCUUAUCCUUAUUGCAUGCUAUGACAACCAAUAAGUGGGUCUGCAAUAAUUGCCCCAAGUUAUAUAUUUAUUAUGUAAGAUUGUUAUUGUAACCUGUUGGUGUCCUGUUUAAAUAAAUAAAUAUAUGUAUUUCAGUAUAAGUCCAUUACAAAGUCGUAUAUGGUAUUUAGUUUAUAAACAGUUAUCUCAAGAAUCAAAGCGAUAGAUUGAAGUCGUGAAUACUGACAAGUUACACAAUGGUUUUAUGUAUUGAAAGUUUUUUUAUUAACAAGAAACGAAUUAAUGUUUUUUAUGCCCACUUAAGGUGAGUUUCGAUGAGCAGCAGAUAUGUAUGAGUUUAAGUUGUUGUAUUUGGACGUGAUCUCAGGACUCAUAGAUAAAAGGUGUCAUACAAUUUUGAGUUUUUUAGUUUAAGCGUUGUUUUUUUGUUAUCGCAUCACACUAAUAUAAAUGCGAAAGUUUGUGUGUGUGUAAUCGUGUAUGUUUGUUCCUCUUUUACUCUGCGGCUACUAAAGCGAUUUGGCUGAAAAUUUAAAUGGAAGUCGAUUUUACUCUGGAUAACACAUGGCUUCUUUUGGAAUUUGUGAAAAAGUUUACUUAGUUUACUUGCGAGUUACUAAGUUUGCUCCAUGUAUCAAUUGAAACGAUAUAUAAGAAAAGAAGUAUUAGUGAAAACAGCCUUUAAAGUCGGGAGUGAACAACCCACAAAUAAAGUCAUAAUGACUGGCGAUUAUUUACUUGUACAAGUAGUUUCAAAAAGCCUUGACUGUGUUAAGUAGUCUUGUAGACAAAGAGUACCAAGAGUAGGUAUCAGGUUUUUAACCUAUGAUGCCAAUAGGAGUGUGAGAGCGUUUCAAAUCCUCGUAACUUAAAUUUUUAACCGACUUCAAAAAAAGGAGGAGGUUCUCAAUUCGAGUGUAAGUUUUUUUUUUUUUUUAGGUAUGUUACCUGAUUACUCGAAGACGCUUGGACCGAUUUGAAUUAUUCUUUUUUUUUGUUCGAAAGGGUAGGUAUACUCCUGACGUGGUCCCAUUUUCAUCAUGUCAGGAUCUGAUGAUGGGAUCCUGGAGAAAUCGAGGGGAACUAUCAAAAAUCGUAAGAACCUUUUGAGUCAUGAACAGUAGCUUGAUAUCUGGUGAUUGGGCUUGAUUAAUUUGUAUUGAUGAGGACGUUUCACCUAGAUAUAGGUUGUGACUGUCAUUGGGGGUUUUAACACGACUCCACAGAGCAAUAUACCUUGGAGGACUUUUUCUUGGCUAGAUCUAAAUCUAGUAUGAUUACACUAAAAAUAAAUAUAAAUAAAAAAAAUAACAAAAAAAAAAUCAACCGACUUAACGUACCCACUAAACUAAAAAGCGAAAAAUAACAUCGUAUUAUGGUGAUGAUAUAAUAUACUUGAAUAAAAUAGAAAUAGUUUAUUUCGGUAACAAUUAACUAAAGAGCUGUAAACGCCUGUGACAGAAGACUCCGAAGAUGAAUAAUGUCGGCAAGAUAGUGUCGAUCUAUUUUCGAUAUCUAUAGGUGUCUAAGAUAUCGUGAUUUCGUUGGGGGUGAACGAACUCUUGGUACGGAUUAUGGGGCUAGUGCUAAAAAAGUUUUGUGAGUAACAGGCAUCUGUAUGAUCAUAGACGAUUCAUAUUCGACCUUAAAAGUUCAAAUUGUCUUCGACCUUAGUCUGAUCGGGUAUUUUACCUACUUAAUACAAAGUAGCUACCCGUAUCUAUAUUAAUAUUAUAUACUUGAAGAGAUUGUUUGUUGGUUUGAUUGAACGCGCUAAUCUCAGGAACUACUGGUCCGAUUUGAAAAAUUCUUUCAGUGUUAGAUAGCCCAUUUAUCGAGGAAGGCUAUAGGCUAUAUAUUAUCCCCGUAUUCCUACGGGAACGGGAAUCACGUGGGUGAAACCGCCCGGCGUCAGCUAGUUGAUAAUAUGUAUGUGGGUUCUUCUAUAAAAGGCCAAGUUAUUCGUGAUAAGUAGGUUUUUAUUAUUAGUAAUUUGUAUGCUUACAAUUCGAACAAUUAGUUUUUUUAUUUGUAAUAGGUAUGCCUACUGUAAUUUAUUCUAUAGUUACAUAAUUUUGUUACUAGGAGGUAAUCGCUGUCAGAUAUGUAUGGAUAUUGUAACCGAUCGUGGCAUCAUGGCGAAUUUACCGUGAAAUUGUAAAUUUCUAAUGUAGCUUGUCAAGUAUACAGACUCUAAUGCGGUGCAGGUGUUUACAAAACGCCGAGUAAAUUAAUUGGUAAAUUUAUAAUUAUUAUAAAUUUAGCUUUUUACAUAUUCCUCGGGAACCAAUAAUUUUUCCGGGAUGAAAAGUAAAAUCUAUUUCCAUUCCAAAUUUCAGCCAAAUCGGUUCAGUAGUCGCGGCGUUAAAGAGUAACAUCCAAACAAACAUCCAUACAACCAUCCAUACAAACUUUCGGGUUUAUAAUAUUAGUAGAAUAUUAUACUUAGUUAUAUAAUGUUUUAUGUGUAAACCCUUUGAAACAUCGUACCUACCGUCUCGUACGUACAUAAAAAUUUUGUGAGAAAAGAGAAUAUUCUAAUUACCAAUUAUUUUGAGACAAUAAAGACGGAAAAAUACUCAAAAAAAUACACAAAAUGAUAAACCAAUAAACACAUAAUAGAUUAUUGUUAAUAUAUUUUUCUUAUAAUAACUAACUUUUAGUUAGUUUUGUUAAUGUUAAAACGAAUCGAAGCUUAAUACAUUGGAUGACCUAAAAAGCAAAAUAAUUUUCUAAAAAAAGAAACCUUUUUUCCAUAGCGUCACGUCGGAAGGUCAGCCUCAUAAAUAUGGAAAUAUGGAAACACUGGAGAAAAACAGACACGGACUCGUAAAAAUUUAUUGACUGAUAACAUUGUCACUUCUAUAAUGCUAAAGUAGUACCACUUGUUGUACUUUAUGAUUAAUCGUCAUCAUUAUCAUCAUCAUCAUAUUAAAAUGUCUGUCUGUGAUUUCAAUAUUUAACUAUGUUAUCUCUAGUCUGUCUGUCUAUUUUAUAUGACAGAUAAAAAAUUUAAAAAGCUUGAUUGUUUUAGU
Molecule: messenger RNA, 11126 nt
Organism: Bicyclus anynana (squinting bush brown)
Lineage: Eukaryota; Metazoa; Arthropoda; Insecta; Lepidoptera; Nymphalidae
Gene: Dyrk3
Product: dual specificity tyrosine-phosphorylation-regulated kinase 2-like
Exons: 2
Coding region: 551-1336 (261 amino acids)
Biological process (GO): peptidyl-serine phosphorylation; peptidyl-threonine phosphorylation
Cellular component (GO): nucleus
Molecular function (GO): ATP binding; protein serine/threonine kinase activity; protein serine/threonine/tyrosine kinase activity
Source: RefSeq, a predicted model, not a curated record